AAACAUGAAGGCUCUUCUUAUAUGUGCUCUUUUGGUGAACUUUGCCAAACUUUGUAACUGCACUUCAACACAUGAUCAAGUACUCUCAAUACCAGUCACAACCAAAGAACAGGCAGCUAUCGCAAGAAACAUCUCUAGUCAGAAUGAGACAGUUUUAUGGUCACCUGCAGCACCUGAGCACAUCAGAGCAGGCACUGAGGUGCACCUGUUUGUUCCUGCGAACAACCUGAGGAAUGUCAUGGAUAAUCUUCAGAGGCACAACCUAAAAUACACAGUGUUACUGGACAACACAGAGGAGCUGAUUGAGAUGCAGACCAGGAACGACUCGUCGGACCCGCGAAGCAGUGCCUCUUACUAUGAGCGAUACCAUUCUCUGGAGGAAAUAUACUUCUGGAUCAACGAGAUGGCCCAGGACCACCCAGAUAUGGUCAAGGUCCUCCUGAUUGGUUCAUCAUUUGAGAAAAACCCACUUUAUGUUCUCAAGUUGUCUGGGCGGCAAGAGAGAGCUGAAAAGAGAGCUAUGUGGAUUGAUUGUGGAAUUCAUGCUAGAGAGUGGAUCUCCCCAGCGUUCUGCCUGUGGUUUGUGCAAUAUUCCUUGAAUUUUUAUAACCAAAACAGUGAUAUCACUGAGAUGCUAGACAGUAUGGAUAUCUAUGUGCUACCUGUCAUGAAUCCUGAUGGAUAUCAGUACACAUGGACAACGAACCGAAUGUGGAGAAAGAAUCGUUCAGUAAGCCAGGACAUUAACUGUAUUGGAACAGACCUCAAUAGAAACUUUGAUGCAAACUGGUGCACAGUGGGUGCCUCCCCCAGGCCCUGUGAUGAGAUAUAUUGCGGCCUGUUCCCAGAGUCGGAGCCUGAGGCGGCGGCCGUGGCUAACUUCCUGCGCAGCCACAAAGACGUAGUGAAGCUGUACUUCUCCAUCCAUUCCUACGGGCAGAUGCUCCUCUUCCCAUACGCCUGCUCCAAUGAACAGGUGCCCAAUCACGCUGAGUUGGUUGAGCUUGUUCAAGAAGCAGCCAUGAAGAUCAAAAGGCACUACAAGAACAACUACAAAUAUGGCGCAUCAGCUGAAACAAUAUAUCUAGCCCCUGGAGGGUCUGAUGACUGGGCUUACAAUUUAGGCAUUCUCUACUCAUUCACCUUUGAGCUGGAGGACAGAGGCCGAUAUGGUUUUCUACUUCCGCCAUCCUUAAUCUCCAAGGCCUGCAAUGAAGCCCUUCUCGCAGUGAAGAGUGUUGCCAUCAGUGUCAUCCAGAAAACACAUCCCGGACUCCAACCUGAAAGCACUGACUUUGAGAACCUUUAGCAGUAUCAAGUCUGAUUCGGUCCAACUUGAUCCUGUGCAUCAACAUCUGUGUGCAUGUCUGUCAAAAAUGAUUGUAUAUUCUAUCCAGGCUUUAGUCGCUAACCAUAAAAAACGAUUUUGUUGUAUGGAGAAGAAGAGAGAAAAGAUAGUACCAAAAUGACAAUGAGUCUGAUUUAAAGCCAUACUGUAGCAGUAUACUGUAUUUCUUCCGUGGGAAAUGGCUCAGACUGCUCGACGCAACCUUUUCAGUGUUUUUAAGUAGUUUCAGUAUGUGAUUUUGUAGUAGUAAGUAUUCAUAGCUACGAAUGAAAUCCUUCUCUCAACUGUUAUAUUUUCAUUCCAACUUUAUAUUUUCCUAGUUUUUAAAAUUUAAACACUCUAAUUGGGUGAUCUAUGUAGGCUUGUAAUGGCAUGUCAAGAUGCAGAGAUUCCAACUCUGCAAGUCUUAAACAAGCCUUAACUUUCAAUCAUCAUAUCCCAAGUGAUAAUGGGAAACCCACAAAGUCUCAAGUAAAACCACACAUUUCUAAUUCUCAAGUAAAGUCUCAAGUAAAGCCACACAUUUCUAAUUCUCAAGUAAAGUCUCAAGUAAAGCCACACAUUUCUAAUUCUCAAGUAAAGUCUCAAGUAAAGCCACACAUUUCUAAUUCUCAAGUAAAACCACACAUUUCUAAUUCUCAAGUAAAGUCUCAAGUAAAGCCACACAUUUCUAAUUCUCAAGUAAAGUCUCAAGUAAAACCACGCAUUUUCCUACUCAGGUUGAGUCAUCAACAAUCUCCAAAUUGGGGGUUUUAUGUCUGCAAUUGAAUGUUUAGGGGCUCAAUGCCAAUUCUUGUGCACAUUUUUUGUUUUUCUUCCACUCCAAGCCAGUCUACUUGGGAACACAAGGUAGCUGGCUGGUUUAAUGAGGACAGCAAUCAUUUAUGUCUAUCCUUAAAUCAUUACAGUAUCUCUAAUAAAUCACAGUGCUUAUUUGAUUUACAAAUUUUUUUAAUGUAUUUACCUGAGGGUCUUGAUUAUGCAGGCAUUAGGAAUUUAUUUACCUACAGCUCUGGAAAAAAUUAAGAGACCACUGCACCCUGAACACUGGCAAAUACUGAUGAACACUUUCCCAAAGCUGAGAGAAUGAAAAAAAGAGUGUAAAGGCUACUUAGAACUUCCAGUUGCUCCUUGCAGCGGGUGUGCGACGAUGCAACAUCCACAAGCGAAGUGAAAUCCCAGAAGACCUCAAAAUAUUUUAUAAUCAGUUUGGGGGAAAAAAACCUCAAAGUGAUCAUGUUUUGUAAAUGUAUUUCAGUGAAUGUGGAGAAAAAAAAGUCACAAUGUGAGAAGUCAAUGAGAAAUAAAACAUCAGAAUCUAUGACAUUUUUGGAAUGCAUUGCAGUCAAUUUGACUUUUUCUUAACAACACUGCAUUAACAGAGACAUCAUACAUUGGGAUGCAUUGGAGUUAAUGAGAAUUAAAUAUGUUACACAUUA
Messenger RNA from Esox lucius (northern pike), 2787 nucleotides. It is a transcript of the gene cpb2, whose product is annotated as carboxypeptidase B2 (plasma). Bases 5 to 1309 code for a protein of 434 amino acids. The transcript has 11 exons. The record is from RefSeq and is a predicted model, not a curated record. Gene Ontology annotation, molecular function: zinc ion binding; metallocarboxypeptidase activity. Gene Ontology annotation, biological process: proteolysis; fibrinolysis. Lineage: Eukaryota; Metazoa; Chordata; Actinopteri; Esociformes; Esocidae.